Naegleria lovaniensis is the source of this 483-nucleotide messenger RNA. RefSeq lists its product as uncharacterized. Lineage: Eukaryota; Heterolobosea; Eutetramitea; Acrasida; Naegleriidae. Gene Ontology annotation, molecular function: GTP binding; GTPase activity. The record is from RefSeq and is a predicted model, not a curated record. The coding region runs from base 1 to 483 and encodes 160 amino acids. Gene Ontology annotation, biological process: small GTPase-mediated signal transduction. The transcript is spliced from 4 exons.
AUGUUUGCAAGCCGAUCGUUGCAUGAAGAUGGAAUGAGUCAAGAAAUCGAGCAGUUAUUGGAUGAUCCCGAAUUUGCAAUUAAAAUUGCUAUUGUUGGAUCUCCUUCCACUGGUAAAACAUGUUUGGUUCAUCGUUUUUCAAAAACAGCAUUUCCAGAAAAUGUAUCAUCAUCUACAGAAACAACUGUUCAUCCUGUUAAUGUAGAAAUUAAUGAUCGACAAGUUAAGGAAGAGUUGUGGGAUAUUGUGGGAAUUAAAUCUCCAAAAGAAGAAGAAAAACGAAAAUUACAAUAUUUAGGAGUCAUGACAUUUGUAAUUUGUUUUGAUUUAACCAUCGAAUCAACGUUUGAGGAUGCAAUUAACUAUUGGAUUCCUGAAUGCAAGAGAUAUUUUCCAGAUACUCCCAUUAUUAUGUGUGGUACCAAGAUGGAUCUCGUGGAUGCGACCGAUAAUAGUUCACAAUUUUGGAAAGGUAUUCAGUGA